Molecule: messenger RNA, 1706 nt
Organism: Osmerus eperlanus (European smelt)
Lineage: Eukaryota; Metazoa; Chordata; Actinopteri; Osmeriformes; Osmeridae
Product: RIIa domain-containing protein 1-like
Exons: 4
Coding region: 81-356 (91 amino acids)
Source: RefSeq, a predicted model, not a curated record
UGUCAACAACAGGUGGCUUUUCCGCCCGUUGUUGUCCACGUUGGUCUAAUUGGAUCAACUGUGUAGUAAAUAACGCAAAUAUGGCAGGAAACAGUGCACUAGAAGAACUGGACAUAGGGGCUUUGAGCGCUGAGCAACAGGAGAUACUUAGACAAUAUAAGAUAAAAACGAGAAUUGACAAUGAAAAAUAUUUAAGAGCGCAUCCAGAGGUCGAGUUGAUGAUGAGCGACUUCCUAAGAGAUGUGUUCCUCAAAAGACCAGUCGACAUACGUGAAUUUGCGGCAGGUCACUUCACAAACCCAAACCUGGCAACGAAGAUCACUUCCCAUCUACAAGGCUUUACUGAAACAGACUAACCUACAGAAACCUUUUUUAAAGCUCUGAUAAGCAGUCUGAUAUAAGAGACUCUUUGUAUUUCAAUUGUAGACUUAGAGAUGGCAUGUGAAGUACACACAUCCUUCACUCAAGUAGAAGUACAGAUACUCAUGUUUAAAAAGACUUAGGUAAAAGUAAUGACAACACUUUUUCACUCAAGUUAAAGUAAAGAAGUAUGGUCUCUGUAUACUUAAGUAAAAAGUAGCAAUUUCUACUACCUGUUGGACCUCACAUAAUAUUAAUACAUUAAUACAAAAAUACAGUAUGUGUGCUAUGAGACUACUACACUAUGAGAAUCUUUUUGACGCCGAAAACUUACAUUUCGUCAUUUAGUGUAGUUGAGGUUGAUGUGCCAGUAGCCUGGGGAGAUAACAGGAGCUGGAUUGUUUGUCAUCCUGUUCCAGGGAGAAUCAACCCUCUUGUUGGGCUAAUCAGUUUGAUAUUUAACAGUAGUGAUGCUUUUGUUUUUUCUAACCCACUGUAGACUUUUGUGUGAGAUCCUCCCUGAAUACAGUGUACACGUUUCCAAAUAUGAAGUUAAAGUUAAGAAAAAAUAUGUUUUAAGGUAGAUUGUUACCCUAGUUACAGUGCUAGUACUUCAGAACUGGGGAGAGCAGAGUAAACCAGUUACUUGUUUGGGUGGUCAUAGUUUUAAAGCUCAAUCCAUGUUAAAUGAACUAUCAACACUAGUUUUCAAUCCUAUCAGUUUGUCCAGCCCUAACAACUUGUCAGUAAAGAUGCACAUUCUACAUUACAUACAGUACCUCACUGUACCUCCAUCUGAUGUAAUGUUGUUAGUGCACCAGACCAGUUAAACCAGGUCAGUCUCAGAUGACCACAGACCAGUUAGACCAGGUCAUACUCAGAGGAAGUUUCUUCUGGGCAUUCACAGAACCGUGUUGAAGCUCUAUGUUUGGGAAACGGACAGCCCCACAGUGUGCACACAGUGUACCUUGUACACAGUAUGCAAAGUACACAGUGUACAUCGUACACAAUGACAGUAAAAAAAGAGGAUGUGCAUGACUUGUAUAAUUUGUCUGCCUGAAAGCAAUAACCUUGAUUAACCUUUUAGCUGGCAAAGGCAAUAUUUGCUUCAGUCACAGUACUUUACAAAUAUGAUAGGUAUACUUACCUGGUGUAUGGCCAUCUUUGUGUUGUUGUCUCUGUGUAGUAUUUAUGAUGGAUUAAUGUGUUUUAAUACCUGUCUACAAACAAAUUUCCCCUAGUGGGAUAAAUUGACUUGAUCUAAAAUUGAUAAUUAUUUGUUCAUGGAUUGUCUCUGUAAAGUGUGAAUUGUGUGGAUUACAUUUUCUAUAAAAAGUUGAACUUGA